CGGUCACUCACACACAGACACUGCCAGACAGGCAAUCAACACACAACACAAUCCUAUUUUCCUUUCCCCUGGUUUUUCUUUUGGCUCCCUAUAGAAAGACAUGGCUGGUAUUACAUACCCAGCCUGCCCCACGAGCGGCAGAUGGCACUUACCGUCUUCCUAAAACAGCAUAAAAUAAAAGAGAAAGCAAUAGCCCUGCAGCUAGCAACAGUGCAGAGCUUUUCAUUCCACCCAGGGAGGUGGAUUUUCUUCCUUUUGACCUCGCCUUGGAAUUUUGUUUUCUUUUCACUGUAUUUUUUUUCUUUGAUGAUUUCCUGCUUUUGCAGUAUUUACUGGUCAGUCUGUUUUAUUGUUUCCCUCCCUCUCCUCGUCUCCCUCCCUCUCUCCUUUGCCCCACAGUAGUUUCCCUGGCUCCAUCUCCCUGUCCCUUGGGAAUCCUGCUGUAUUAUAGUACAGAUACAUAUCAGCUCAAGUCAGGGCGAUACGAAAUACGGGGAUACGAAAACAAACGUAACCAUGGGAUGCUGUGGGAGCUCACAGAGCUCUAAACGAGAUUGGCGACCUCUGGAAGAACACAGCUGUACCGAUAUUCCAUGGCUUCUGUUGUUCAUUAUUUUCUGUGUUGGAAUGGGGUUUAUCUGUGGUUUUUCAAUUGCCACUGGAGCUGCUUCAAGACUAAUAUUUGGCUAUGACAGCUAUGGGAACAUAUGUGGACAGAAGAAUGUCAAGGUCGAGGGAAUUCCAAACAGUGGUAUGGACCAUACCAAGCACAAGUAUGUUUUUUUCUUGGAUCCUUGUAAUUUGGACCUUUUAAACAGAAAGAUCAAAUCUAAAGCACUUUGUGUGUCUGAGUGUCCACGGCAAGAGCUAAAAACCAUAAAUGAUGUCAGACGAUUUGCAGAAAAAAAUGGAUCAGCUCUUUGUGAGUAUGAGCUCUCCCCUUCCGAGUAUUCUGCAUCUUCCAUGUGCCCAAAGCUUCCAGUACCAGAAAGUGCACCUAUUCCAUUCUUCCAUCGCUGUGCUCCUGUGAACAUUUCCUGCUAUGCCAAGUUUGCAGAAGCCCUGAUCACUUUUGUCAGUGACAAUAGUGUCCUACACAGGCUGAUUAGUGGAGUAAUGACCAGCAAAGAAAUUAUUAUGGGACUUUGCUUGUUAUCACUAGUACUAUCCAUGAUUCUGAUGGUUAUAAUCAGGUACAUUUCCAGAGUGCUUGUUUGGAUCCUUACUAUCUUGGUCAUCUUGGGAUCACUUGGAGGCACUGGUGUUCUCUGGUGGCUGUAUGCUGAUCACAGAAAGUCUUUUAAAGAAGAUCUCCCAGCAGACCAGCUUCAGAUUUCCAAAGACAAUCAACAGGCCUUGCUUAUCUAUGCCAUCGCUGCCACAGUCUUCACUGUUAUCCUGUUGCUUAUCAUGCUGAUUAUGCGAAAACGAGUUGCCCUCACUAUUGCCUUGUUCCAUGUGGCUGGGAAGGUUUUCAUCCAUCUCCCGCUGCUCGUCUUCCAGCCCUUCUGGACCUUCUUUGCUCUGCUGUUGUUCUGGGUGUACUGGAUCAUGGUCCUGCUUUUUCUGGGAACCACAGGUGAUCCUGUUGUGAAUGAACAAAAUAAUGUGGAAUUCCGGAUCUCUGGCCCUUUGAAAUACAUGUGGUGGUACCAUGUGGUUGGGCUCAUUUGGAUCAGUGAGUUUAUUCUAGCGUGCCAGCAAAUGACCAUUGCAGGUGCUGUUGUAACGUAUUACUUUACCAGGAACAAGAGGGAUCUCCCAUUUACUCCCAUAUUGGCCUCUGUUAACCGGCUUAUUCGCUACCAUCUUGGAACAGUAGCCAAAGGAGCUUUCAUCAUCACAUUGGUGAAAAUCCCACGCAUGAUCCUCAUGUAUAUUCAAAGCCAACUUAAGGGAAAGGAAAAUGCCUGUGCACGCUGUAUGCUGAAAUCUUGUAUCUGCUGCCUGUGGUGCCUUGAAAAAUGCCUCACAUAUAUAAAUCAGAAUGCAUACACCGCUACUGCCAUCAACAGCACAAACUUCUGCACCUCUGCAAAAGAUGCUCUUGUUAUUUUAGUAGAAAAUGUUUUAAGAGUUGCCACCAUCAACACAGUGGGUGAUUUUGUACUAUUUCUAGGAAAGAUUCUGAUCGUCUGCAGCACAGGCCUGGCAGGGAUUUUGCUGCUUAACUACCAGAGAGACUACACUGUGUGGGUACUUCCACUCAUAAUUGUCUGCUUGUUCGCUUUUCUGGUUGCUCACUGCUUCCUUUCAAUCUAUGAAAUGGUGGUAGAUGUCCUCUUCUUGUGUUUUGCUAUCGACACAAAAUAUAACGAUGGGAGUCCUGGGAAGGAGUUCUACAUGGACAAAGUUCUCAUGGAAUUUGUGGAGAACAGCAGAAAAGCCAUGAAGGAGUCAUCCCAUGGGGGCGGAGCCGAGGGCAGGGAGCUAAAACCGAUGGCUUCGGGAACAAGUUCAGCUUGAAUCUAGCCCAGCAAUAUUGGAUCUCAUUGACAUUCCAAAACAAACACAAGCAGCCAAAAUCAAUGCAGGGUUCAUAACUUCCGGUUUAUAAUUAUAUAUUCUUUUCACUUUGUUUUAUUUGAGUUUCUGCCAGCAUCAUUACUAUUAUAUCUUAUACAUUUCUUUGUGUCAGAGGUCUAGCUCUAGAAAAAGGUCUCCAAUGAUUUAUCCGAUACAAAUUUCUCAUAACUGAAUGUGGACAUUGUUUUUCUUUUUUCCCGCUUUUUUUCAAAGGUUUGAUGCUUUAAUAUGAGGCAAUUUUUUACACCCCAGCGAAGCCUCUGUGCUCUGUUAAAUGUAUCCGUUGUAUAUUACAAGAGAGUGCAGGUACUUCUGUUCUUUUUGGUAUAAAUGUACGGUAACUUCACAAUUUGACCUAAUGAGGGAAUAUAUCUAACUGUUUUGUUUCUUCUGUUAUGUGUGAUCAGUCCACGGGUCAUCAUUACUUCUGGGAUAUAAC
Molecule: messenger RNA, 2965 nt
Organism: Bombina bombina (fire-bellied toad)
Lineage: Eukaryota; Metazoa; Chordata; Amphibia; Anura; Bombinatoridae
Gene: SLC44A1
Product: solute carrier family 44 member 1
Exons: 16
Coding region: 517-2466 (649 amino acids)
Biological process (GO): transmembrane transport
Cellular component (GO): membrane
Molecular function (GO): transmembrane transporter activity
Source: RefSeq, a predicted model, not a curated record